AUGGAGGAGCGCUUCCUGCGGACGCGGGCGGAGAGGGAAGAGGCGCGGCAACAGAAGGCGGCCGUUCCCUCCCCCGUCGCCGUGGACAAGCUGGAGUUCGAGCGGCAGGCGAAGGACUUUGAGCGGGAGGUCGCGCAGCUGCUCGGCGACGGCGACGCCCGUGCCGCCCAGGAGCGCGUGAAUCGCUUUAAGCGGCUUGUGCAGGAGGCCACCAGCAACGCCGCGCUGACGUCGCACGAGAUGGCGCGGUCCAACGCGACCCUCGCCCGGCUGCAGGGGCUGAUCGACGCCAAGCGGGACACGGCUGGUCGGGCAAAGGCGUUUAAGUUCUCCGCGCAGCCCAAGUCGGGGGGCGCGGAGGCGGUGGUGGGGGAGCGGCAGGCGGCCUCCUCCGCCUCCGCCUCUUCGCUGCGGCGGGGCCACGAGGAGCAGAGCCGCGCCGGCAACGUGUACGGCUACGCCCAGGGGCGGACGCUCUGCGUCGGCCCGGCGAAGGCCGUCUUCCUGCGCGAGUGUGAGGGGUGCGAGGUGCUGCUUCUGCCCGUCCCCGGUUCCGUGUUUAUCUCCGACUGCGCGCGCUGCAAGGUGUACGUCGCCUGCCACCAGCUCCGGCUAAAGAACUGCACGGACGUCGACGUCUACGUCUGGUGCGCCUCGACGCCGAUCAUCGAGUGCUGCAGCGGGAUGCGGUUCGGCCCCUACAGCUGCUGGACGGGGCUGCUGCAGUCGCGCGUGGAGGGGCACGCGUACGCGACGCACGAGGAGUGGGUGGGGGGCCUCGGGGAGCAGCGGGUGGAGGAGCGCACGAAGAACGCGUAUCAAACCGUCGACGACUUUCAGUGGCUUAAGAAGACGCCCAGCCCGCACUGGAGCGUUCUGCCGCCGGAGACGUGGGAGACGAGUUCGCGGCGGUUUGUGCAGGGGGAGCCGCCGGCAAAGUAG
Trypanosoma conorhini is the source of this 942-nucleotide messenger RNA. Its product is annotated as tubulin-specific chaperone C. The transcript has a single exon. Gene Ontology annotation, cellular component: cytoplasm. Gene Ontology annotation, biological process: post-chaperonin tubulin folding pathway; tubulin complex assembly. The coding region runs from base 1 to 942 and encodes 313 amino acids. The record is from RefSeq and is a predicted model, not a curated record. NCBI's taxonomy places the organism in Eukaryota, Euglenozoa, Kinetoplastea, Trypanosomatida, Trypanosomatidae.